Molecule: messenger RNA, 4631 nt
Organism: Vicugna pacos (alpaca)
Lineage: Eukaryota; Metazoa; Chordata; Mammalia; Artiodactyla; Camelidae
Source: RefSeq, a predicted model, not a curated record
UGACCCGGAAUCGGAUCCUGGCCCCGCCCCCUCCGCCAGACUUCCUCCUGCAACAGGCGUGGGUCACGCUCUCGCUCGCUCUCUUUCUGCCGCCAUCUUGGUUCCGCGUUUCCCGCACAAAAUGCCUGGUGAAGCCACAGAAACCGUCCCUGCUACAGAGCAGGAGUUGCCACAGCCCCAGGCUGAGACAGCUGUGCUUCCUGUGUCUUCAGCCUUGAGUGUCACUGCUGCUUUAGCGCAGCCUAAACCUACCCCUACCCCUCCUUGUUCCCUGGCCCCUCAAGAGUGCCCCCUGGGAACCCCUCAUCAGCCUUCCCCGUUACUUUCUCCCUCUGUUGCCUCAACCCCUUUUGAAGCUCCUUUUCCCCAGUCAUCCACUGGGACAGCCCUUCCUUUGGGAGCUAUCCCACCCCCUGCUGACGCCCCAACUUUCCUACCAAACCUAAUGGGGCCUCCCAUCUCCCCAGCUGCCUUAGCUCUGGCCUCUCCCAUGAUAACUAUGAAAGGUGUUCAUUCCUCUUCAGCUCCCUUGUCUCUGGUGGCCCUGGCACCCCACUCAGUUCAGAAGAGCUCUGGCUAUCCACCUAACCCUUUUAGUUCACCUCCUUCGGUUGCAGUGGCUGAAUUGGGAUCAGUGACAUCUCCAUCAACUCCCAUUGCUUCCACAAAACCAAAGACCUCUCCCAUUCAGACUUCCUCUCAUGUAGUCCCUAAUCCAAAAGAUAUCCCCAUCCCUCCAGGUAUAGUCAGUACUAUUCCUUCCCAUCUUGUGACUCCUUUGGCCUCUGUUCAAUCUGGAAUAGCCUCAUGUCCUCAGAUGCCACCUGCCACUCCCCUGGACAUCCCUUCCCCUCAGGUCAAAGGUAUCCCUGUUUCCUCAGCUCUGACGUCUCCACAAAAUCCAGUAAGCCUCAGCCUAAAGGGACCCGUUAGUCCACCUGCUGCCUUAUCUCUUUCAGCUCAGUCUGUGGCCCCUGAUGUCCCCCCAGUUUUCCUCAGUUCUCUGGGCUCUCACCCUGCACCUUUUCAUCAGAGUUCUCUUGGUUCUCCAGUCCCACCUUCAGGUCAAACAGUCUCUAAUGUUCUGUCAGAUCCUAUAGAAGAUACUGUUUCUGUAGAUCACUCUUCUACAGGUGCCUCUUGCCCUUCUCAGAGAUCUGUGAUUCCUCCCCUUCCUUCCGGAAAUGAGAUGGUUCCUGCUGGUGAGGUGGUUCCAGUGGGGGUUCCAACUUCCCCUUUGGCUCUGACUGUUGACAGAGGCCCCUCUACCAUCACUGGCAUAGCCUCCUGCAGCCCUUCUGGCUCCUCAAAUGUAGCUACCUCUUCUCCCUCAUCUCCUACAGCCUCUCUCAUUCUCAAAGACUCUCCUAAUGCUUCGCAUCAGCCUUUGGUGGCCCAAAUUACUGCUGCUUCUCCGGGGAGCUCAGACUUGAAGAAAGCUCCUGUUUCUUCUGUUGGAACCACUCCGCUUGUGAUGACUAGCCCCUCUACAAUUUCUGGAGCACCUGUUACCUUUGAGGUAGCCACUUGUGUCUCUCCUCCAAUUUCAUCAGGUCCCAUAAGUAGUAAGGAUUCAUCUUCUCAUACUGCCAUGGUUGUGGCUCCCAAAGAGCUUUCUGUUUCUCAAGUAACCACCACUCUGGGGAUACCAGUCUCUCCACCUGUGCCAGCUCCCACUGAGGACCCCAGAUGUCUCCCUGUUUCAGGAUUAGUGAAGUUCCCAACACAAGAUCUCCAAACUGCACCUGCCUCUGCUAUAGGAGUUUCAUCAGCCCUGGUAGCCCCUAAAACUCCCCCCUGUCUCCAGAGUACAUCAUCUUCUCUGGAGAUAGCUCUUUCUCCUGAAGCCACUUUAGCAAAGAAAAGCUAUGUAGAGCCUCUCCCCGUAGUUAAGCCGGGCAGUGCUACUCCCUCUCCUCUGGGUGUUAACUCCCCAGCCUCUACAAUGAAGACAGAUUCUUAUGCAAACCCAGACCCCAUUAGUCUGCUUUUCAAAAAUUCUCUCACUACCACAACUGAAGCUGCAUUUCCUUUGGAAAGUGCUGCCAUUGAUGGGAUGGCUCCUACAACUGUCAAAGGAACCUCCACUCUUACAACUACAGCCAGCCCUCUUAUAGAAGGCACUGUCUCUUUAGCUUCUAAAAGCCACCCAACCAAAAAGGGUAUUUCCACUCUUACUACUUUACCUUUGAUCCCUCCAGCCUCCGAAAGUUGUCCUGUGGCUCCAGCUGUAACUUUAUCUCCCCAGAAUCUUUCUCCUUCUCCAGCUACUGUGGCACACGUCCCUGAAACUCCCACAUCUGAGUCCUUUCCCUCUCUUCCUCCAGCUGGUACUCGUCAAGGUGCAAAGAAAGUUCAUGAUAUUUCUCAAACCUUACCAUUGGCACCUAUAACUUCCUCUCCUGAAGGAUGCCCAGCUGAGGACUCUGGUGCUUCUGUUACUGCAUCUUCCAAAGGAACUUUCCUAGCUGACUCCCCAUCUCCUUUAGGGACUAGUGUGUCUCCUCAGUCUAAAAGACCUCCAACCAAGAAGGAUUCAGCUUCUACUACUACUACCUUAAGUCUUACUCCUUCUGUUUCUAAAAGUGUACCUGCUAUCCCUGAUACUUCUGUUGGAAAUCUGUCAUCCCUUAUUUCUCCAGUUGAAGCAUCCUCUCUUCCAGAGACCAGUCUUUCUUUUCAUGUCCCUAAAGGAUCACUAGCCAAGAAGCAUUCCCCUACUCCACCAUCCCCCAAAGAGUCUCCCAUUCCCCCACCUAUGGCUCCUCCUUCUCCCAAAGGAGGACCAGCAACCCUAUCCCCUAAAGAGACCCUCACUCCUCUAGCUAUGGCUCCUUCCCUCAAAGAAGCCCCAGCAACUCCGACCCUCAAGGAGUCUCCCACUACUCCAUCUCCCAAAGGGGCCCAUACUUCCCCCAAAAGGGCCUCAGCAGCCCCAUCUCCCAAAAGAGCCUCACCUCCAAAGGGGGACCUUACUCCCCCAGCUGUGGCUCCUCCCUCCCCCAAAGGGGGCCUAGCAACUCCACCAUCUGUGGCUCCACCUUCGCCCAAAAGAGCCUCUUCAGUCCCCAAAGAGUCUCCAGCAACUCCAGGCCCCAAAGGGGCCCCCACUGCAUCAGCCGUGAUUUCUCCCUCCCCUAAAGAGUCUCUGGCCCCCAAAGAAGCCUCAGCAACUUCAUCCCCCAAAAGAGCCCCAGCUACCCCAUCCUCCAAAGGGGCCCCUGUUUCCUCAGCUGUGAUUCCUCCCUCCCCCAAGAAGGCCCCUACCUCCCCAGUUCCUGUCACAUGUCCCUUGGGGUCCACUGCCCCUCAGGCAUCUAAAGAGCUCCCAGUAAAGAAAGGCCUCACAGCUCCCAAAGUUCCACCAGCCAAGAAGAGUUCUGCUGUUUCACCUCUUGCAUGCCCAGAUCCCUCAGUUCAGAAUGGUACUAAGGGACCCCUUUCUACAGUGGCUCCAGUCCCUCUCCUAACAGUCUCCACUCAGAAAGUUUCUGCUCCAAAGACUCCAAAACCCCUCCCUAUUUCUCCCUUAAAAGGCAAAGAUUCUUUUCAUUCCCCAAAGGGCCCCUUGGCUUCUGAGUCUGAGACAUCUACCCUUUCAGCAACAGAUGCCUCUGAGAAGGUCCUUCCUAAUAAAGCUGGAUCAGCAUCUGUCUCUCCAGCACCUACUCCAUCAGUCUCUCUGCCUGUUGCUCCCUCCCCAGUUCCCCCUCUGCUUCCUAAACAGCAGUUUCUGCCGUCCUCACCUGGGCUGGUGCUGGAAUCACCCCAUAAGCUCUCAGCCCCUGCUGAUGAGGAUGAGCUGCCGCCUCUGAUUCCCCCGGAACCAAUCUCAGGGCGAGUGCCUUUCCAGCCGGUCCUCGUCAACAUGCCCACCCCCAAACCUGCUGGGAUCCCUGCCCCAACCCCCUCUGCCAAGCAACCUGUUCUGAAGAACAAUAAGGGGUCUGGAACAGAAUCUGACAGUGAUGAAUCAGUACCAGAGCUCGAGGAACAGGAUUCCACACAGACAACCACACAACAAGCCCAGCUGGCAGCAGCAGCUGAAAUCGAUGAAGAACCAGUCAGUAAAGCAAAACAGAGCCGGAGUGAAAAGAAAGCACGGAAGGCUAUGUCCAAACUGGGUCUUCGACAGGUUACAGGGGUUACUAGAGUCACUAUCCGGAAAUCUAAGAAUAUCCUCUUCGUCAUCACAAAACCAGAUGUCUACAAGAGCCCAGCUUCAGAUACCUACAUAGUUUUUGGGGAAGCCAAGAUCGAGGAUUUAUCUCAGCAAGCACAGCUAGCAGCUGCUGAGAAAUUCAAAGUUCAAGGUGAAGCUGUCUCAAACAUUCAAGAAAACACACAGACUCCAACUGUACAAGAGGAGAGUGAAGAGGAAGAGGUUGAUGAAACAGGUGUGGAAGUUAAGGACAUAGAAUUGGUCAUGUCACAAGCAAAUGUGUCGAGGGCAAAGGCAGUCCGAGCCCUGAAGAACAACAGUAAUGAUAUUGUAAAUGCUAUUAUGGAAUUAACAAUGUAACCAUCUGAAAAGAGGACUUUUUUUGGUGUUUCAAAAGAGUAACUGCAGCUUGGUUUGAAAUUUGUACUGUUUCUAUCAUUAAUAAAGUUAUGGCUUCUUGUUGGAUGAA